AUGUCGCAGCAGCGAGGUAGCGAGGAAGACGUCUCAGGGCCGACCAGAUCCCAGCCUUCCGCAUACCCGCCUCUAAGUAGUGGUCUCAUUCCGCGAGAUUACCUGGGGACGCGAUCCGAGGUGACUACGCGCCCCGGACCUCCUGGUUCUCGCCAUAUCUCACCGUCACCUUUGCAUACCACAUCUCUUCCGCAAUCCCACCUUCGCGACGAAUCACCAGCAUCGCAGAGCCCGCUUUCUCCCAGAUCUAGUGCGAACCCAUCCCCUUCUCAUAACCGUUCGCCUAUCUCUCGCAUAGCCAAUGCGCCAUUCCCUGCACCUCCAUCGCAUCCGGCCUAUACCUCUGCUCCAGUAACAGGCGUGACAAGCAUGGAACCGGCAGAUGUUGCCGCCAGACCCGGUGACGGCAACAUUUCAAAACAGCCUGGCGUGACAGAGCCCGAUCGUUCCGCAACUUCCUCCGUGAGCUCUAUCUUGUCGGCGCCUGGGGAACGCCCAACUCAUCGCGUCAUGCCUCGCACUUCCUCGAUUGAUUCCGCAAUCUCGUCCUUGUCUUCAGCCUCUCAGAAGUCAACUUUUGAUGCAAAUGCCCUCAGCCCAGCGGAUAUUGGAAACCUCAUCAAUGCUGCCGGCUCUGCAGAGGCAGUCAUUGUGCAUCUUCUCCGAGAGAAACAUCAGGCAGCCUCUCAGAACACGCAAUUAUGGAAACUGGUUGAUAAGCAGCGGACUUUGAUACUUGGACUGAAUAAAGAUCUCGAGCAAGCAUUCAAAGAGAAGGAAAAAUACAAAAAGAAGCUCAAGGAUCUACAGGACUCUACGCCUCCAGUCCCAACUACCGAUUCUGCCGUUCCGCGAACUGUCUUGCCCAAUAGUGACCAGUUGCCUGCCGGUCAGGUCUCAACUGCGCUAAAAAGAAACAAUCCGAGCGAACGGCGAGAAUUAAACAAACCGACCGACGCGCCACAGUCUGGUCCAUCCAGAAUAACUGGCGAAGGCCGUGUAGGCUUCAGCCCGAUCUCCGAGACCCCAUCUCUGGUUGGUGUUGAGACACAAAGACUUGCACAACCAAGCCGCAAACCACCUCCUGCGCCUUUAAAUCUACGACCGGGAGAUACUCGGGUGGAGCUUGCGGAAUCUGAUUCGGACUCUGACUAUGGCGAUGUCCAAGGAGAAGGUGGAAGAUCCAGCAUGGACCGCGGAAGGAGGAAAACGCGUGAGGAGGACGAUCGCGAUCGUGAGGCUGCACUGGACAAGGAACUUGGCGUCGAAACUACCGCCGGGGCGAAGACAUUCGGAACCUCCAACAGUUCGCGCGAUACCACUACGUCCGCUAGCCCAGCCACUCUUCCCCGCGAACUUGUGACAAGAUCGCCGCCAACCAUUGGUGGCACUGGCCCCUUGGGAUCUGCUCUGCACUCCCGGAUUCACCCUGGGGCAUCUAAUGGACGCUCGGGCGUCUCUGUCCCCAAAAGUCCUGGCUUACCAUUGAGCCCACGGCCAGAAGAUCGGCCUAUGGGUUCCCCUUUGCCUCGAAUGCCUCGAGAUAUGGCAAGUCCCAUGGCUACGGGCUUUAAUAACACCGGGCUGCCUAUCUCGCCCCGAGCGGCUAACUAUCCUGUACCCUUUCAACCAGGAGAUCUCCCAACAGGGGCGGGCAGGCCUGGGGGGCCGAUCCCGAUGAUUGAUCCCACCGUCAAAAUCGAUAGUCCCAGGUCCCCGCAAUUCCUCGAAAAUGAUAACACCAUCUACCAGGGAUUAGUGUCCGACGAGUACCCGGGACUAUUAUUGCCUCCAAACGCCCUCCCUCUGAUCCAAGUUCGAGUGUCAUCGUCGCGACUUCGGCCUUCUCGGAACAGUUAUAUGGCAUCCAAGCCACUCGACGAAGAGCCUGUGUUUACACUGAGCGUCAUCUCUCGAUCUGAGAUGGUGGAGCUUUGGCGAGUUGAAAAAGUCAUUGCGUCUCUACCGCAACUAGACCACCAAAUCCGACAACUGGCAACGUUCUCCGGAAAGUUGCCCGAUCGCACCAUUUUUAGUGGUCAUUCACCCGCCAAGGUUGAUGCGCGACGAGCCGCCUUGAAUCUGUAUUUCGACAGUCUCCUAGACACACCCAUGGAUGAGAAAGCCGCGCUGGUCAUUUGCCAGUUUCUGACAAAUGAUGCCAUCGAGCCCCGAGACGAUGAAACCAGCCUACUGAAGGGUCACGGACAAGCAAAGUCCGAUAUGUCGAGGGGACCAGAUGGCAAACCCCGGAAAGAGGGCUAUCUUACCAAACGAGGAAAGAAUUUUGGCGGGUGGAAAGCACGAUACUUUGUUCUCCAUGGACCCGAGCUGAAGUACUUUGAAUCCCCAGGUGGUCCACACAUGGGCACCAUCAGACUCCACCAUGCGCAGAUCGGCAAGCAGUCUCAAAACUCCAACAGCCAAAACAAUCAGUAUCGCCAUGCAUUCCUUAUUCUUGAGCCCAAAAAGAAGGACUCCUCUGCACUUGUUCGUCAUGUUCUCUGUGCCGAAAGCGACGAUGAGCGUGACACUUGGGUAGAUGCUUUGAUGGAGUAUGUGGAGAGUCCUUCGUCGGACAAUGACAGCCGGGCCAAUACCUCUUCCAAGAACCAGCCCCAAACUCAACCAAGACAGUCCGUUGGCGCUACAGCAGGGGCGAAGCCCAAAGGUCAGCCAACCAAUGGCAACAAACGACCUGGCAGAGGCGUUGAGAGUCCCGAGCAAGAGAGCGGAGGUAUGGUUCAAGGGUUUAGCUUUGAUGACGCUGUCGCAGCUGAGCCUCCCAUCCUCGGCUCUUCUCUUGAACAGGCUCCUCGAUCGCCUCGCAUCCCGGCUGCUCUAUCGACAGAAAUUCGUGAUCUAAACCAGGCUAUUGAAGCACCCCCGCAAUCUCCGAAAAUCAUUUCAGCUCCCACAAACGGUGCCAUCAUUCAGGAUGUCGGGGCAUGGGGCAACAAGUCAGCGACGUCUACAAAGGAAAAGAAGCGCAGCAUCUGGGGAUUCCGCACGAGGUCUUCUUUCGAUCUGGCUUCGCAGGUCAACAACGACGGGUCAGCUGUUGGCAACCUUGCGCAGGCUGAGCGGAAGGACCCUGUCAGGCCUGUGUUCGGUAUACCUCUGGCCGAGGCCGUACAAUACUGUCCGCCUCACGGUGUUGAUGCUGAACUCCCAGCUGUGGUUUAUCGCUGUAUUGAGUAUUUGCACGCCAAGGGUGCAGCCUCGGAGGAAGGCAUUUUCCGUCUCAGUGGUUCCAAUGUUGUUAUUAAGGGGUUGAAAGAAAGAUUCAACAAUGAGGGCGACGUGGACUUCUUGGCCGGAGACCAGUACUACGAUGUCCAUGCCGUUGCGUCUCUGUUCAAACAGUACCUUCGAGAGCUUCCAACGACUGUUUUGACUAGGGAGCUUCAUCUGGACUUCCUUCGUGUUCUUGAGCUUGAUGAUCGACAGAAAAAGGUAAUGGCGUUCAAUGCCCUGAUCCACCGACUGCCGAGGCCGAACCUCGCAUUACUUCGAGCCUUGUCCCUUUUCUUAAUCGAGAUCGUCAACAACUCGGAUGUCAACAAAAUGACCGUCAGAAAUGUGGGAAUCGUCUUUGCUCCAACUCUCAAUAUCCCAGCACCGGUAUUCUCGAUGUUCCUUACGGACUUUGACAGCAUCUUCGGUGAUGUCAGUGCUACAUCCACAGCCGUGGAAUUGACUGUCGACAACAGUCUGUCGCCAGAUGAUGUUCGAUCACCUCGUCAUCAAAUGUUCACCGACAUACCCACGCCUUCAUAUAAUCAAACUUCAUUUAGAGGCGCGGGUGAUGCGCAGGGAAACUAUGCUGAAAAUUCCCGGGUUCCUCACGACACAGGCUUCAUUCCCAUGCAGCCAAGCUACGAUCAGCCAGGUUAUAGACAUGAUGUCUACAAUCAACAUCAGGGAUCAGAUGCUCCAUUUUCCUCGUUGAAUGGCAUGCUAUCUCCUAAUACAGACGACUCCCGCUCAGCGAAGACAAAGAGACGGGAAAGCUCAAUGCUCUUCAUGGAAAAUACACCUGAAGAUUUCAUGCUCCAGCAGGGCAGAUAA
Molecule: messenger RNA, 4071 nt
Organism: Penicillium argentinense
Lineage: Eukaryota; Fungi; Ascomycota; Eurotiomycetes; Eurotiales; Aspergillaceae
Product: GTPase-activating protein BEM3
Exons: 4
Coding region: 1-4071 (1356 amino acids)
Biological process (GO): signal transduction; regulation of GTPase activity
Cellular component (GO): cytoplasm
Source: RefSeq, a predicted model, not a curated record